AUGACGGUGACCGAUCACCUGAAAGAAAUUGACCAUGUCCUGCACCAACUGACCGCCGCCGGCGCCAAGACUGCCAUCCACAAAGGACAAUGGUGCAAAAGACUCAGACUUGGCUUCACAUGCCAUCUUCCAGGCUGGAAGCAAAAUGGUUUCAAGACAGCAAACAACAAACCAGUUAAACACCAACACCUGUUCCAGGCAUGCGACGACAUCACAUGUGAACAUGAUAUGAUCGUCUACUGGAAGAAAGUGAAAGGACACUCAAAGCAACCUGGUCCAGACAAGGACCUCAACGACCAAAUGGAUGCCCUAGCUAAAGCAGGUGCACUACACG
Messenger RNA from Sinocyclocheilus rhinocerous, 334 nucleotides. Its product is annotated as ribonuclease H-like. Gene Ontology annotation, molecular function: nucleic acid binding; RNA-DNA hybrid ribonuclease activity. The transcript has 2 exons. The record is from RefSeq and is a predicted model, not a curated record. NCBI's taxonomy places the organism in Eukaryota, Metazoa, Chordata, Actinopteri, Cypriniformes, Cyprinidae. The annotation marks the transcript as partial.